AUGGGCAAGACAUCACGGAAGAAGACAAUGUACGAAGUACACACAUAUGUCCUCCGUUUCGGUCGACAGGACGGACGUGAACGAGCGCAACCCGAACAUAUCCCGUUGACCCGACUGUCUGCACGUCGCUCCACGGACGUACAAAGAAAACUCAUCAUCACGUCGUCGUACUGUGCUCCUACCAACCUCUUGUUUUUCUACAUACUUGACGACAUCGCCGACGAUGACCCAGCAGGCUGGGUACAGAAGAAACAACAACACCCGCAUCACUAUGGGGACACGGCCAUGCUCGAGAGAAAAGUACGGAAAUAA
Molecule: messenger RNA, 312 nt
Organism: Sporothrix schenckii 1099-18
Lineage: Eukaryota; Fungi; Ascomycota; Sordariomycetes; Ophiostomatales; Ophiostomataceae
Exons: 1
Coding region: 1-312 (103 amino acids)
Source: RefSeq, a predicted model, not a curated record